AGCGGGGAGUCGGGUUCAAAGGAGGAAAUAUGGCGGAAAACAAAGGAGGAGGAGGCGGCGGUGGCGGGGAGGGGGCUGGGGAGGCCGGGCAGGCCGGGGGUGGUACCGAGUCUGUCACCUCCGCCGUGGCGGCCGUUGUCACCUCAGCCGCGGCGGCCGUUGCGUCCCCGUCCCCUCCAGCCCCCGCCGCGCCCGAGGAGAGGGAGAGUCCCGGUGCGGUGGUCCUUGCGGUGGCGGCGGCUGUGGCGGCAGACAAGGGCCCCGGGGAGGCGGAGGCCGCGGCGCCCGUGUUGGUGAGCGUAGGCCCGGCGCCGGGCCCCGUGCCGCUGGCUCCGUUGGGCCCCAGCCCCGCGCCCCCCGCCCUCUCCAGCGCCGCGCCGGGCCCGCUGUCGCUGCUGGACACCUGCGCAGUGUGCGCGCAGAGCCUGCAGAGCCGGGAGGCCGAGCCGAAGCUGCUGCCCUGCCUGCACUCCUUCUGCCGGCGCUGCCUCCCGGAGCCCGAGCGCCAGCUGAACGUGCCCGUGCCCGGAGGCGCCAACGGGGACAUCCAGCAGGUUGGUGUGAUCAGGUGUCCAAUCUGUCGCCAGGAAUGCAGGCAAAUAGAUUUGGUAGACAACUACUUUGUCAAAGACACAUCUGAAGCACCCAGCAGCUCUGAUGAGAAAUCAGAACAGGUGUGCACCAGCUGUGAAGAUAAUUCUAGUGCUGUUGGUUUCUGUGUGGAAUGUGGAGAAUGGCUGUGCAAAACCUGCAUAGAAGCUCAUCAACGAGUUAAAUUUACUAAGGAUCACAUGAUUAGAAAGAAAGAAGAUGUCUCCUCAGAGGCUGUUGGAGCAUCUGGUCAGCGUGCUGUUUUUUGUCCUGUGCACAAACAAGAACAGCUAAAACUUUUCUGUGAAACUUGUGACAGACUGACAUGCAGAGACUGCCAGUUAUUGGAACACAAAGAACAUAGGUACCAGUUUUUGGAAGAAGCGUUUCAGAAUCAAAAGGGUGCUAUUGAGAAUCUAUUAGCCAAACUCCUUGAAAAGAAGAAUUAUGUUAACUUUGCAGCUACUCAGGUGCAAAAUAGGAUAAAAGAAGUAAAUGAAACUAACAAACGAGUAGAACAGGAAAUCAAAGUGGCUAUUUUUACCCUCAUUAAUGAAAUCAAUAAAAAAGGAAAAGCUCUCCUACAACAGCUUGAGACUGUAACAAAGGAGAGACAGAUGAAGCUAAUACAGCAGCAGAACGAUAUCAGUGGUCUGUCACGGCAGGUGAAACAUGUGAUGAACUUUACUAAUUGGGCCAUUGCAAGUGGCAGCAGCACUGCAUUACUCUAUAGCAAGCGACUGAUCACGUUCCAGCUGCGACAUAUUUUAAAAGCACGAUGUGAUCCUGUCCCAGCUGCUAAUGGAGCAAUACGCUUCCAUUGUGAUCCCACAUUCUGGGCAAAGAAUGUAGUCAACUUAGCAGCAACUCCUCUUACUCUGUUGGAGGACAUUUUCGAGGUUCCUCAAGCUUCAGGGCAGCUUGUUGGGCACUGUGAGGGGAUGCUUCUGGAAAGGGGGAGGUAUCGGAACCCCCCACUACAUGUGCAGAGCUCAUCAUGUGGCCCUUUGGAUUGGGGCUAUACCUUGGGAACUGAAAAAGGUAAUCUUAUUAUUGAAAACAAACCAACCCAAGGUUAUACUCCUAAUGUAGUAGUGGGGCAAGUUCCUCCGGGAACAAACCACAUCAGCAAACCUCCACAGCAAAUUAAUCUUGCACAGCUUCGGCUCCAGCAUAUGCAACAGCAGGUGUACGCACAACAAAAACACCAACAGUUACAACAGAUGAGGAUGGGGCAGCCUGCAGGACAGAUCCCUCGCCAGGCAGGCCCACAGAUGCUGCAGCAACAGCCUCCGAGGUUGAUAAGUAUGCAGACCAUGCAGAGGGGAAUGAAUUGCGGUGCUUUCCAAGCCCACCAGAUGAGAAUGGCUCAGAACACUGCUCGUCUCCCAGGGAUAUCGCGUCACAACGGGCCCCAGUACAUGAUGCAGCCACACUUACAAAGACAAGUAUAUGCUCAUUCAAACCCAGGACAUGCAGGUCCCUUCCCAGUUGUUUCAGUGCACAAUAAUACUAUCAACCCAACAAGCCCUACAACAGCCACCAUGGCCAAUGCGAACCGUGGUCCAACAAGCCCAUCUGUAGCAGCAAUAGAACUUAUUCCUUCAGUAACCAACCCAGAAAAUUUGCCUUCCUUGCCAGAUAUUCCUCCUAUACAGCUGGAAGAUGCUGGUUCCAGUAACUUAGAUAAUUUACUAAGUAGGUAUAUCGCAGGCAGCCAUCUACCCCCUCAGCCUAUAAGCAGUAUGAAUCCCUCCCCUGGGCCCUCAGCCCUGUCUCCAGGCUCAUCAGGUUUAUCCAAUUCACACACACCUGUGAGGCCACCUAGUACCUCCAGCACGGGCAGUAGAGGCAGCUGUGGUUCAUCAGGCCGAACUGUGGAAAAGAACAAUAUUAGUUUCAAGACUGAACAUGUGAAAGUUAAACAGGAGCCAGGCACAGAAGAAGAGGUAUGCAGUUACUCGGGACCAGUGAAGCAAGAAAAAACAGAGGAUGGCAGGAGGAGUGCUUGCAUGCUUAGCAGUCCUGAGAGCAGCUUGACUCCACCACUUUCCACAAACUUGCAUUUGGAGAGUGAAUUGGAAGCACUGGGAAGUAUAGAAAACCAUGUUAAAACUGAACCAGCGGACUUGAGUGAAAGCUGCAAACAGUCUGGACACAGUCUUGUAAAUGGCAAGUCCCCAGUGCGUAGCCUCAUGCAUCGAUCAGCUAGAUCUGGAGGAGAAGGCAACAACAAAGAUGAAGAUCCCAAUGAAGACUGGUGUGCUGUGUGCCAAAAUGGAGGAGACCUGUUAUGUUGUGAAAAGUGCCCAAAAGUUUUCCACCUCACAUGUCAUGUACCCACUCUCCUCAGUUUCCCAAGUGGAGACUGGAUAUGUACAUUUUGCCGUGAUCUUAGCAAACCCGAAGUGGAAUAUGACUGUGACAACUUGCAACAUAGUAAGAAGGGGAAAACUGCACAAGGUUUGAGUCCUGUGGACCAAAGGAAAUGUGAGCGCCUCCUGCUUUACUUGUAUUGCCAUGAGCUGAGCAUUGAAUUCCAAGAGCCAGUCCCAGCCUCGAUACCAAAUUACUAUAAAAUAAUAAAGAAACCAAUGGAUUUAUCUACAGUGAAGAAGAAACUGCAGAAGAAACAUUCCCAGCACUACCAGACACCUGAAGAUUUUGUGGCAGAUGUUCGGCUGAUCUUCAAGAACUGUGAAAGGUUUAAUGAAAUGAUGAAAGUUGUUCAAGUUUAUGCAGAAACACAAGAAAUUAAUUUUAAGGGUGAUUCAGAAGUAGCACAGGCAGGGAAGGCAGUUGCGUUAUACUUUGAAGAUAAACUUACAGAGAUCUACCCAGACAGGACCUUCCAGCCUUUACCUGAAUUUGAGCAAGAAGAGGACGAUGCUGAAAUAACAGAUGACUCCGAUGAAGAUUUUAUACAGCCGCGUAGAAAACGUCUAAAAUCGGAUGAGAGACCGGUGCAUAUAAAGUAACCUGAUUAAAACGGACCUAAACUAUUGUAAAAAGAAAAACAUAUUUAAGUGUUCCUGGAAUAUUAUCUUGCCUUCAGUGGCCAUCUUAUUGAAGCUGAUAGUGUUCAGACAGUAUUAGAAUACAAAAAGCAUUUGUACAGAAACAUACUUGUCAAAAAAGGGGGGGAAAGCUUUCAACUUCUGUUCCAGUUUUUUUGUUUUUAGUGUUUGAAUUUUCAUUUUUCACUUGAGAAUACUCCCUCAUUUCUCAGAUGUGUGUGGGAUGAAUGUUGCUAAAGAAACAAAUUUUAUAUCACAACAUUUGUAUGAACAGUGAACUCUUGUCACUACUUAGUAACCAUUUCUGAAAGACUGGACCAAGGCAGUCAUGUUUGCUUCCAUGCUAGGCAGCAGUUUAAACUGCAAGAAACCUUCCUCAAGAUCCUCUUCAUGCAACCUUAGGUGUGAAUUGGAUUGUUUUUAUUCAUCGUCUCAUCUAAGUGGUAUUGCGAGUAUCAUAUUCUGCGUUGGGUCAAAUAGCUGGGUUCUGCUUUCUUUUACUGACUGUAUAGAAGUAUCGUGACUUGAUCAUUAAAACAUUUUGAAUUGGAGAAUGCAGGAGUGCAAGUUCUUCAUAUGUGCUUCAUUAAGUAUGGUUGCAAUUAAUGCUUUUCGUGGUCUUGAGUGGAAGUCCUAUGCACAGAACACUUAAGUGAGUAUCCUCUUGGAGUUUAUUAAUCCUAUUUUUCUUCCCUUGAAAGGCAGGAUGUUGGCUGCAAUACUGGUUAUAUAGAUCCUAAUAAUAUCAGAAUUAGACUAUGAAGUUAAUAGUUGGUGACUGUCCAGUCUUCCCUAAUAUCAGUUUCUGAUAGACCACUAUCAGCAAACAGUAACUUUGUCAACUACCAAAUGUGUAAAAUUUUCUGUAUUCACUCUGUCUUAUUUGUAAAUAGUGGUAUUGUAAAUCCUUUCAGACAGCAACAUUUGCUAGUCUGUUUUUAAGCUAAUAUGUAUUCUUACUAAUGUUCCUAAUCAAGAACAGAUUUGUAAUAUGUUGUUUAUUUCUAAAACUAAGUUCAUAGUUUGACGUUCUUUUAUUAUUCCGUUAGAGCUACUCAGAGUUUUCUUCAGAAGCAGCUUAAAUGACAUGUGGAAGAAAAGAGUCUAUUGAGACAGAGUUAGUUGUGCACCCUUAAAACAGAAAAUUUGCAUGGACCAGUGUAUCAGACAAGUGAUUUCUGGGUAGGUGAUGAAAAUGGGCCAGCCCCAAUUGUGAUAAUCUGCAUGUAAGCAAGCUCUUCAGUUCUGCCUCAGUGGAAACAUUGAGAGCAGAAAUAUUGCUGUGUUACUGUAAUCUGAUGUCGAACAGGUGAAAUUCCCUAUCUGGUCUGUAUUGAACAGCACCAGAGGAUACAAUUUCAAGCCCUUGUACUUAGGUGAUCUUGCGCCCCUGGCAGAACCGUUCAGAUUGCGCUCCCUAGCCACGAACAAAUUAGCUCUUCUUUCUCCCUCUCCUCCAACCCCAACCCCGCACCCAUUCAAUUCCUCACACACUUCACCUUGUAAUGAAUUCCUUUUUGUAAUGAAUUCUGAUUGAAGGAGGACACCAAGAUGGGGAAGGCUGGCCUAGGUGACAGUAUAUAGGAGUCUCCCCACUUACGUGCAGGUUAUGUUCCAGGCCCCUGCCUGCAUAAGUGAAAUUGCAUAAAGUGGGGAGCACCCCACUUUAAUAGGGAGAAGGGCAUGGGCGCCUACUCCUUGAGGCCAAGGUUCCUUCACCCCCCCCUCUAAAAAAUUUGAGGAGUCCUCCCGUUAAUGAGCAUUGUCAUUAAAUUAGUGUACGUGUGCUCCGUAUUAUCGAUUUUACAGGGCGGUGCUUACCUGCCCCCCCCCACCAUAUAUUUUAUUCAAGUUGGCACCCUUGAGGGAGAGUAUGUGAAAGGAGAGAGAGAAAGAGAGAAGUGACUCUGGAGUAGGCAGGCUUUGAAGAUGGUGACUCUCCCCCGGCGCUCAGAGAGGCCAGGGCGCAGGCAGUGAGGUGGGCCAGGCAGUGUCAGGAGCCGAAGCUGGUGGACUUCCCCGGCCCAGACCCUGGGUGCUCGGGGCAUGUGCAGGCUUCCCCGCUCAGUACGCCCUCUUCCCUGCCCUGCCUGGGCUUUGGGCAGGGAGCGCUGGCUGGACAGGGUGCCCAGCGGAAGGUCUCGGCAGCCGAUUUUACGUCCCCCCUCGCCUGCGCCCCUGGCAGGGGCCCACCUCACCACCCCCUAACUAUGACCUUGUACAGCAUAUUUUUACACCAGUUUCAAAAUGCAGACCAUACAAUGGUGACCAAAAUGUAAAUUGCUGUAACACUGAGUAAAUUCAUCAUGGGAAAUGGUUCACAGCAUAUAAUGAUGAAUAGAUUCUAUUGCACAAUGUGUUGUCUCAGUGAUGCAGAGAAUUUUUAAUAAAAAUGUGUGUUUUCAUUUUCUGUGUGCAGACAGGAUGCAACUGGAUCUGUAACUGGGGAAAGUAGUUAAAAGAUAUUUUAUGGCUUUGAUUCACUUAUUUGGGUCAUCAUUAACAUUGCAUUUAAAGUAGGAGCAUCCAACAGAAUUUUUGGAUUUACAAGGUGUUUUCCAAAGGUUUUCGUCUAACUAAUUCUAAAUUGUCUGUAUCUGAAUAUAAUUAUCAUUGCCCUCCUUAAUAACUUGGUCGAACAUUCCUUUUCCUGAUGGAAGGUCAGCUGUAACAGUAGAAGCAGGUCCUAGGAUGAUGUCUUUUCCAUGCAUUGAGGGUAACAUUGAAACUGGGCUGUCAUGUUUUUUCAGUACAUUGGGUCACCUACCACAGACACACACAGCACAAAAAAUUAAAAGAAAAUCUGGGAACAGGAUCAUGGAGCAAGGAAGUUCUUAUGUGGAGAAAGUCGGCACAGAUGGGCUUGAAUGUUACCAUCUAUGCUCAGUUGAAGUGAUAAUAUGUAAAAAGUGAGAGCUUGUUCCAUCUGUUAAUGUGUUGACUUUCUCACAAGCUCCCACAAGUUUAGUAGAUGCACUUUUAACUGACAUUUUGGUAAAACCGCUGCAUGUCAGUAAGGCAGUAUAGAGCAAAGUGCUUAAUAACGUACACUGUAUUUUCUAGUGCCCCAAUUUGCAAUGAAAUAUGCACCAUGAACCUUAAAAUUUAUGUAUUUUGUAGUUUCCAUGGCAUCUAUAUUUUUCCUGUACUUUGAAGAACAUUUUGACAACCUGGCUUUCCAUAUUACCUGAAAGCUGCAAUUUUGUCAGCAUACUUUCUUUUCAGCUCUCUUAGGCUAAUCACCCAUAUUUCCAUGCUACAUGUAAAAGUAGAAGACCCGUUCUUUUGAGGAAUGUAACUAAACUAUAUACAGGAACCUGCUUUGUUGGUGCUGGUGGCAUUUGGCAAUGGUUUGACUUUUUUGCAGUCUUGCAACUUUGCAAAGUUCAGGGCAGAUAGAGAAUGGAAGUGUUCUGCAGUUGUAAGGAUUAUUUACAAAAGAAUGAAUAAAUAGCUUUUUUCAUACAUGUUGGUUUUUCGGUUGCUUUUCCCCUUUGAUUAUCUGCUUGGAAUGUAGUAGAUCAGAAAGUUCUACACAAAUUUUACAAACCACUAGGAUGUAUUCCUGAAGGAUGUAGGAAGUAAUACGUUUCGUGGCCCAUUUUUAGAUUGUGUACUUUGCUUAGUGUUCGCAAGAUUUGUUCAGCCAGAGUAAAUUUUCUGCCACCUUGUAUGUUUAAUGUGCAUUCAAGAUCAACCUUCAUUUGACAGUCCACGGAUGUUUGUGCAAUAACUGAGCUAUACUGGGAUUGAGAACACACUUUUGUAUCUGGUUUGAAAUGGAUAGUGGAGCUUCCCUUGCGUGUAAUAAUGGAUUUACCUGUGCUGCAUAAUUACAAUAUAACUUAAGUGUAUUAUGGUCCCAAAUGGUCCCAAGAUACUCUUGUCACUUAAUUUGACUCUUGCGCUCUGAUUUUAAAUGUUCUUGUAAAAUAAUAAUAAUAAUAAUUCAGAUCUCUCCUGUUGGUUGUAUAUGUUCUGAAAGUUUAAGUUAAUCCAAAGAAGAAAAAGGCAGUUUGCUUUGAAACAGGAAGGACGACAAGUAUGCAGCAUGCUGACUGUGGACUUCUCAAUUACCUCAGCAGGUCCCCUGCCAUGUAAUUACUAGUAAUUAGUGUUAGUUUAACCAGCUAAGUAUGUUCAGGUCUUACUUAACUGUGCCCUGGAAUUAAGUGUCCUACCAUAUACUAUUAAGGCUGAAUUACUAUCCAAAAAAGGGUGUUUCCCCGCGCUAGCUUUUAAAAGUAGAAAUGCUGUUAAAUGUAGAUAGCCUUUUUUUCAUGUGAAAAGAUUCCCAUUAAUACUACUUGAUGUGGCAUUGACUGUCGGCAUACUGAGCACUGGAUAGAUAAGUGGAAUGUUUUAUAAACAUUUCUGCAAGCCACUGCAACCAACCAAUAUUUUUUAACAAAUCACCCCAAUUUGCCGUUCUGUUGUAUAACUUAGUUUCCUUUGCCAGUCCUAUUGAAGUGUAGGUAAUGGCAACAGUAUGUUGAAGUUGAGUAUGUAAUGUACUGGUUGUAGGCUUCUUCUUUUUUCCGUCUUUUCCUCCUUUUCCUAGGAAAAAGCAAUAAGACUGCUUUGUCUGUUGCCUCUUUAGCAUGGCAGGAAUCCUUUUCCUUUGGGUAGUGGUUUUAUAGGAGAGUUUGUAUGUGUAUCACCCAAGUCUAGCUUUUAAAAAAAUAAUAAAGUGUGCAGUUAAUAGUGUGGCAUUUUAUUUUAAAAAUUGGGGAAAAGUUAACAUAUUUUUUUAAAAAGUAGGUGUUUGAGUAAAUAACGGAGGUACUUUUUUAAAAACUUUAUAUGCCACAAAUUUAAAUAGACAUAUUUCAGACUAAUGCAUAAGACUUGUGAUGUCAGAUAUGGGCAUCACUUUUCCUUUCCAAAGUUGCACGUGCAGUAACUCCAUCCAUUGUAGCUUUUGUGGUUUUUGCCUAUUUGUUCCUCUCUCUUCUUUCAAAAUGUGUCUGAAUCAAAAUAGCUUUGAUAAAUAGCUGUUUUGGUUCUUAACUUAGUAGCUGAUUUACAAUUUAAAAAUGCAGUUUGCCCCUUUCUAUUUGAGUACUUUUGAAGCUGAGGAGCUGCUGCUUUCUUUUGACAUGAUUUGUGACUUUGUACAAAGAAAUGCAAACAUACAGACCUCUCAUUCCCCUUAGUGUGAACAUAAAUUUCAAAAUGGAAGGUGAUGCAUGUUUGUAAAAGGCCUGCAGAUGUUUGGCAUUUCUUCAGUUCAAAAUACCAUUAAAGAUGUAUAUAACAGGUCUAUAAAGAUUUGUGCAAUUUAAAGCCUGUUUAAAUUUUAUAUGUAAACCUACAAAUCAAAGGGUUCCAUUCCCAAUAUUAUUUCUGGUAAUUCAUACUGGUACUUUUUGCACAUAGUUAAUUUUACUGAUUCUUCAAAAAAAAGUGCUGUUUCUGUGGUAAUGUAUUCUCUGAAUAAUAUUUAAUUUUUAAAAAACAAGUUAACGUUUCUAAUUGUUCAGUUCCUGUGUUUUUUGGCUGGUGUGUAAUAAAGGCAUUUUUUCCCUUUA
This is a messenger RNA of Zootoca vivipara (common lizard), 9139 nucleotides long. RefSeq names its product tripartite motif containing 33 (gene TRIM33). The record is from RefSeq and is a predicted model, not a curated record. NCBI's taxonomy places the organism in Eukaryota, Metazoa, Chordata, Lepidosauria, Squamata, Lacertidae. Gene Ontology annotation, molecular function: protein binding; zinc ion binding. Gene Ontology annotation, cellular component: chromatin.